GGUUGGCGAAGUCGCGAAGCUUGGCGGCUGCAGCUGCAACUGGCCCACUCGCCUGCCUGAUGGGGCGGCUGCGCGCGUGCUGCCGUCUCCGCCGCCUCCUCGCGCCGCCGCCGCCACAAGCACCACCACCAGGUCAUCCUCUGGCGCGUGGGCCCAACGCCACUGCCGCCCACGGCUCGCCCUUCUCGAGGCUCUUCUCGUCGGCCUCGGCGGUCGCGGCCGUCGCGCCCCACGAGGCCCGCGACUCUGGCCUCGGCGGCUCGGCGUACUGGGACUGGAUUCGUGCGGCGACCGAGUCGGCCCCGGCGCCCACGCGACCGCAUGAGGAGGAGGACGACGGCCCGGCGCGCUACAUCCCCGUCAAGGCCUACUUCCUCUCCACCAGCAUUGAUCUGAAGAGCAUGCAAGCGGAACACGGGAGUGAUAUCGUACCUCCAUCGACCCGUACGCUCAACUACAUUGCACUUCGGUACUCUGAAUUCCCGCCCGAGAUUAUGGAGAUUGGAGUGAAGGACAACAGAUUUUGCUAUCGCUAUGUGGUCGUUUUCCAAUAUGGUUCUGCUGUGCUUUUCAACAUUGCUGAUCAUGAAGCUGAAUAUUAUCUUGAUAUAAUUAGGAAACAUGCUUCAGGAUGGCUUCCAGAAAUGAGAAAAGAUGAUUAUGCCGUGGUUGAGAAACCAUCGUUGACAACAUGGAUGAAAGGAGGUCUUGAUUAUAUAGUUCUUAAAAGUUUAGACACAGAUGGGAUUCGCAUAAUUUCAAGUGUUCUUGGUCAAAGUAUUGCCCUUGAUCAUUAUAUCCGGCAGGUUGAUGAUAUGGUUGAGGAAUUCACUGAAAUUAAUCGUGUUAUGGAGAAGACUGGCAACUUCACCAUGCAAAGAAAGAAGCUCUUUCAACUUGUGGGCAAGGCUAAUUCCAAUCUUGCGGAUGUCAUCAUCAGACUUGGUCUUUUUGACAGGUCAGAAAUUGCCUGGAAAAAUGCAAAUUAUGCACAAAUUCUGGAGUAUCUUCGGGAAGAAUAUGAACUGAAUCAGCGUUUUGGAAGCCUCGACUUCAAACUGAAAUUUGUGGAGCACAACAUCCAUUUUCUUCAAGAAGUCCUCCAAAAUAGACGGUCAGAUCUGCUGGAGUGGGGUGUCAUAAUACUACUGACUAUUGAGAUUGCCAUCUCACUAUACGAAAUUAUCAAGGACUCCAACAUGAUCUCUUGAGGGCUCUCUAUCCAACAGAUCUAUGACACACUUAUCCACCCUCACCUAACAACCUGAACCCAUCAUUCUGUUAUGCUAACUCCAGCCUCUCCUGUUCUAAAAGAAGGAAUGGAAAGAAAGACUCCAGGCUCUCCUCUUUUCUGACACUCCACCCCUUUUGAUCUCUAACCUUAGCUGAAAGCAAGUUGGGUAUGCUCCUACUUCCUAUGAUAGGUUACCUUCCUUGGGUACUCUGACCUUGUGAGCAUUGCAUCUCUGAGUUUUUUUAAUCCUUUGAUUCCAGUUCAUUUCUAACGAAAAGAAGUUCGCUCAAUUUUCCCAUGCCCAAUGGAUUUCAGGGCUGCCAGGGUUUUCAAAUUUAGACACAGUACUAGCUUUCCUUUCAGAAUUAAUGUCAGAGCGGCAUGUGCCAGCUUUUAAUAUUUUUGUAGGACUGCUAAGUCCAAUUUUUGGCAAGGCUGAGACCAGCAGGCAGCAGCUGGCAACUGGACCUGAUGUAAAGAAAGCUUAUACCAAAUAGCUUUAUAAUUUGUACAAAUAUGUUCGCGUGGGGAGCCUCCCUUUGGUUUAGGCUCCAAAAUUGCACGUUCUUUUUGGAAUUUUAUAAUGGAGUGAUGGUUCAGUCA
Panicum hallii is the source of this 1837-nucleotide messenger RNA. RefSeq lists its product as uncharacterized. The record is from RefSeq and is a predicted model, not a curated record. The transcript is spliced from 7 exons. Lineage: Eukaryota; Viridiplantae; Streptophyta; Magnoliopsida; Poales; Poaceae. Bases 60 to 1211 code for a protein of 383 amino acids.